GAUUUUGUUUUCCGUGUACGCAUGUCUCGGUGACAUAAAUCUGUUACAAUAUUUAGAUAAAAACUUCUAUACAUUUUGAUUAUCACGUACGUAAAUACAUUUUAAGUACGUGUGAAUUCAAAAUAAACGAGUAUUGAAAAUGGAAGAUAGUCUCGAGCAGAUAACGGACGAUAUCGAACAAAACUUUCUAACACAGUUCAGUUCUAUGGUCACGACUGAUAAGGAUGAUUUAAUUAAGCAGUUCCAGACUUUAGGUGAAAAUCUAAAUUAUUCUACAGCUGCUUUUUUUUUGGAUAUGAGUAAUUGGAAUUUACAAGCAGCAGUAGGAUGUUAUUUCGACUUCAUGUUUUUUUCGAGAUUACCUUCUGUGAAAAUUAUUAGUGACCUCACGAUUGGAAAAGAUGAAAAGGUGACACCUAAUACACAAUUUCAGUUGUCUUGGCAAUUGCAAAAUAAUGGAGAAACCAGUUGGCCAGUAGGAUCUUACUUAAGAAGUGAAUUAGACGAUAGGAAGUAUGAUGUACCUUCUCUGGCACCAAAUGAUACUACUAUAAUCACAGUGGACGUAACAAGUCCACCCACGUUUGGAUUUUUUACAUCCAAAUGGUUUCUCUGUACUCCCUAUGGAUCGCAAUUUGGAGAUUCAAUUACAUCGAAUUUAGAUGUAUGUGAAAAUGGAACUCUUGCCAUAACUCAGCAUCUGUCGCAGUUGCAAACUCUAGCUUCAUUCGGUGAAACAAUUGAAAGCACAUCUGUUUCUAGACAGAUGACGUUUACCUCUACAGACGGCACCGGUAACGACAAAGAACAACAGCAGAAGCUAUGUGCAGCUACGCAGUUUCACUUGACGCCAUAUUCAAAACAAGAAUGAAAUUGUAUUGUUUUGUGGCUGUCUUUUGUAACAAGUUGCACUGAGAAAGCUUAAUUUAGGCAGUGGCUACGAUGAGGGCCAAUAGUGCAUUCCCGGUAACCUAGGUUUAAUACGAACAAUUUUCUGCAGUUUGCAGUAGCGUAGAUAAUUUUAAAACUGAUCGCUGCAAAUAGUAGGACCUGAGCGAAAAAUUAUGUGAUUCAGGUUCACUGGCGCAAACAUUCUUCAAAUAAAUGUAAAAAUACACUCAGUAAACUUUGAGGCUUAGCUGAAGUCAAAAGAGGUUAAUAAUGUUUGUCAAUGCCAUUUAUCGACAACUGA
Wyeomyia smithii (pitcher-plant mosquito) is the source of this 1192-nucleotide messenger RNA. RefSeq names its product protein ILRUN. Gene Ontology annotation, cellular component: phagophore assembly site. The record is from RefSeq and is a predicted model, not a curated record. Gene Ontology annotation, biological process: macroautophagy. The transcript is spliced from 6 exons. Gene Ontology annotation, molecular function: ubiquitin binding. Lineage: Eukaryota; Metazoa; Arthropoda; Insecta; Diptera; Culicidae. Bases 140 to 871 code for a protein of 243 amino acids.